AUGGCGACAAACAGGAGCGGUGUCGCGUGGCCGUACGGCGCGCCGCAGACCAAAGGGUUCAAGGUGGUGCUGCUCGGCGAGAGCGCCGUGGGCAAAUCCUCGCUGGUGCAGCGUUUCAUCAAGUGCCAUUUCCAAGAGAACGCGUCGGCUACGAUCGGCGCCGCCUUCCUCACUCGGACUGUGAGCCUCGGUGACACCACCGUCAUGUUUGAGAUUUGGGACACUGCGGGACAGGAGAGGUACCACAGCUUAGCACCCAUGUACUACCGAGGGGCGCAGGCCGCCAUCGUCGUGUACGACAUCACCAACCCGCACACAUUCGUGCGCGCGCGCAACUGGGUCAAACAGCUUCAGCGGCAGGCGUCGCCGUCGAUAGUGAUCGCGCUCGCCGGCAACAAGAGCGACCUCGCCGCCAAGCGCAUGGUCGAGUUCGAGGAGGUCCAGGCCUACGCCGACGAGAACGGGCUGCUCUUCAUGGAGACCAGCGCCAAGACCGCCAUGAACGUCAACGACAUAUUCUUAGCGAUCGCGAUCAGGUUACCAACUAACGAAGGUGGCGCGGCGGCGCGCGGUGCGCGGCGCCUCACUGACGGCGAGCGGCCGCGCAGGUCAUGCUGCAAGUGA
Molecule: messenger RNA, 624 nt
Organism: Cydia amplana
Lineage: Eukaryota; Metazoa; Arthropoda; Insecta; Lepidoptera; Tortricidae
Product: ras-related protein Rab-5B-like
Exons: 4
Coding region: 1-624 (207 amino acids)
Biological process (GO): vesicle-mediated transport
Molecular function (GO): GTPase activity; GTP binding
Source: RefSeq, a predicted model, not a curated record